UUUUUUAAUCAAAUUGAAUUUUUCUUUGUACUAAACCGGCUGCUGCAGAAAUAAAAUAAUUUAUUUAAUUAAUUAAAACUAUAAAAUGUCUGAAGUAGAAAAAGCUCAAGCGGCAGCAGGAACUGCUGCCAAUGAGGAUACAAUAUUUGGUAAAAUAUUGCGCAAAGAAAUUCCCUGCAAAUUCAUCCACGAGGAUGAAAAGUGUGUAGCAUUUCAUGAUGUAAAUCCCCAAGCUCCAAUUCACUUUCUAGUGAUUCCAAGGAAACCUAUUGCCCAGUUGUCACUUGCUGGUGCUGAAGAUGCUGAAUUGUUAGGUCACCUUAUGAUUGUAGGUAAAACUGUAGCCAAGCAAUUGGGUAUGGAAGAAGGUUUUCGUGUUGUCAUUAACGAUGGUAAGCAUGGAGCACAAUCUGUGUAUCAUUUGCAUUUGCACUUUAUCGGUGGCCGACAAAUGCAAUGGCCACCUGGCUAAUUGUUGUUGAUAAAAGUCAAAGUUGAAUUUAUGUAAAUGAUUUAUAAAAAACUGAAUAAAUAAUGAAAUUGAAAAA
Messenger RNA from Episyrphus balteatus (marmalade hoverfly), 548 nucleotides. RefSeq names its product adenosine 5'-monophosphoramidase HINT1 (gene HINT1). Gene Ontology annotation, cellular component: nucleus; cytoplasm. Lineage: Eukaryota; Metazoa; Arthropoda; Insecta; Diptera; Syrphidae. Gene Ontology annotation, biological process: purine ribonucleotide catabolic process. The transcript has 3 exons. The record is from RefSeq and is a predicted model, not a curated record. Bases 86 to 472 code for a protein of 128 amino acids. Gene Ontology annotation, molecular function: hydrolase activity.